AUCAGGUAAACCGGGCUCGGUGCAGUGGAGGACCGGAGGAUGAUGGCGGCUACUCGACUAGCGGAGCGUUAGCUAAAUACAAUCAUAGCUAGGAAAAGACGUUAGGCUGUAGUUAAACACGUUUUCUGUUGAUGCUAGCGAGCUUCGUUUACCGUUACUUACCGCCAACGACAUAGCCACCAUGUCAGAAAAGGCUCCUCUUCUCCAUUACCGACUCACCACCAGCCCCGGCCCGGAGCCGAAACAUGUGUCCAAACACAGCGGGACCAAGGCGGACAGAGACGGUCGACGGACCAAGGACAACACCGCAAGGAAGCUCGGAGUGGUGUUUGGCGUGGUCAUACCAACUUUACUGUCCAUGUUUAGCGUCGUCGUGUUUCUGCGAAUUGGAUUUGUUGUGGGACAAGCAGGGCUCUACCAGGCCAUUGCCAUGUUUCUAGUGGCCUAUUUUAUCAUCACUAUGACUGUGCUUUCUGUCUGUGCCAUCUCCACCAAUGGGGCUUUAGAUGCUGGUGGUGCAUACUACAUGAUUAGCCGAGCCCUGGGUCCAGAGUUUGGUGGCAGCAUUGGGAUCAUGUUUUUCUUUGCCAAUGUGUGUGGCAGUGCUCUCUAUGUUUUGGGUCUGGUUGAGGCCAUCAUGUCAUCUUUUGGCAUCCCGGAAGAGGGUGCUGCAGGUCCCCAUCAGGUGUUGCCCUCCGGAUACUGGUGGUCUCUUCUGUAUGGCACCAUCCUGCUCUUCGUGUGUUUUGUUGUCUGCUUGGUGGGAGCCCACAUCUAUGCUAAAGCCACCUUCAUUAUCGUCAUCAUCGUCACAACAGUGUUGGCUGCUAUCUUUGUCAGUUUUUUCAUUGUGAGGCCCACUGUGGUGAUUCUGCCAGAUAGUUCUGGGUUAAACGGUACCAGCCUGAGCACCGCCAAUUUUACUGGCUUCAAGCUACACACACUGAAGAGCAACCUACUGCCCAGUUACACAGUAGACUACACCACUGGUGCCACAAUGACCUUUGCCACAGUUUUCGCUGUCAUGUUCAAUGGAUGUACUGGGAUCAUGGCAGGCUCCAACAUGUCAGGCGACCUGAAAAACCCAAGCUAUUCCAUCCCAAGAGGAACGCUUGCAGCUGUUGUUACAACUUUCAUCACAUACAAUCUGCUUAGUCUGCUGGCUGCAUGGUCCUGUGAUCGUCACCUUCUCCAGAAAGACUACAGUUUCUUGGGAGACAUCAAUGUAUGGCCGCCCCUGGUGACUAUUGGGAUUUACUCCUCCACCAUGUCUGCUUCCAUGAGUAACCUGAUAGGAGCCUCCAGGAUCCUGUAUGCCCUGUCCAAAGACAAUCUGUUUGGUGGUGUCCUGGCGCUAGUGAGAAAAACCUCUCUGAGUGGGAACCCCUGGGUCUCUGUGCUUGUCUCCUGGUUGCUUGUACAGGUGGUGCUGUUUGCUGGCAAAUUGAACACUAUUGCUGGUAUUGUCACUAUCUUCUUCUUGUUGGUCUAUGCAGCUGUGAACCUGGCCUGUUUGGCUCUCGAAUGGGCUUCUGCACCAAACUUCAGACCAUCAUUCCGUUGUUUUACAUGGCAUACCUGCGCUCUGGGCAUUCUUGGCAGCCUGGUCAUGAUGUUCCUGAUCAGUGCCAUUUAUGCAUUUGCCAGCAUAGCCUUUAUGUUGCUGCUCUUGAUGCUUAUCCACUACCUCUGUCCCCUCAGCAACUGGGGCUACAUUAGCCAGGCUCUCAUCUUCCACCAGGUGCGCAAGUACCUGUUGAGGUUGGAUGUGCGUAAGGACCAUGUGAAGUUCUGGAGGCCGCAGCUGCUGCUGAUGGUGGCAAAUCCUCGCAGCUGUACAGGUCUCAUGACCUUCAUUAAUGACCUGAAGAAGAGUGGCCUCUAUGUACUGGGACAUGUGAAGCUGGGUUUACUUGAUGGGUUGCCCUAUGAUCCUCUGCAGAGCCGUUAUGACUCAUGGCUUUCUCUCGUGGACCACCUAAACAUCAAGGCUUUUGUCAACCUUACGCUGGCAGAUUCUGUCAGACAUGGAGUUCAGAACCUACUUUUCAUCACAGGCUUUGGUGGAAUGAGGCCAAACACCCUUGUCUUGGGUUUCUAUGAUGACUGUUCCCCUGAAGACCACCUCCAAGGUAAAAUUCUCCUGUCCACAGGCUUUGGCUUGGAUGCCGUGACCCCUUCCAUAGAUCCCCGAGAGCAACGGUCUCCCUUCUUCCCAAAUGUGCGUGGUGCUGACGAACUCAGAGACCUUCACGAAGAGGAAUAUGUGUCAGUGAUUGCUGAUGCUGUAAAAAUGGGAAAGAAUGUGACACUUGCUCGUUACUUCAACCUGUUCAACCGGGAGAAGGUCUUAGGGUCGGGAAGAAAAAUUCGAGGCCACCGCAGUAUGACAAGUCCAUACGUUGACGUGUGGCCUCUGAAUCUUCUUCUACCAGACAGCCGUGGAUAUGUUGAUAUCUGCUCACUGUUCCUCCUGCAGUUGGCCUCCGUGCUGAAAGAGACCCGUGCCUGGAGCCAGGCAAGACUCCGCCUGUUCCUGUGUGUGGAGGCUGGUUGCAGUCUGAAGGAAGAGGAGGAGAAGAAGCUCCGGAUGAUGCUGAUGGAGCUCAGGAUUUCAGCUCAUGUGCAGAUGGUGCCAUGGGACCAGGUGGUGGCGCUACACUGGCAGAGACGAGAAAGACGAGAUCGAGGGAACCUAGUAGAGGCUGCACAGAAUGAGGAAAGUAUGGAGAGACCAGAGAUUGAGGAAGAUGACAAGGAAGGUGGUAUCCAAACAUUUCCCAGUAAUGCUGCUCAGCUGACAGAUGAGUAUAUCUGUGCUGUCAACAACCUGAUUCGCAGUCAUGGUGCCCCUCAGCCCGCUGUGCGUUUCCUGUAUUUGCCCCGGCCACCAGCAGACACAAGCCGCUACAGUACCUACCUGCACCAGCUAGACGUUUUGAGUCGAGACCUGGGCCCAACAUUGCUCAUUCACGGGGUCACUCCUGUGGUCACUACUGACCUUUAAUUUUACUGGAAACUCUUAAUCCAUCACUUCUCUGAUCUGGUAUUCAUCAAUGGGACUGUGCCUAUUGCCACUUAUUUAUUCACCUAAUGUUUGAGAUGUAAAUCACAACAGCCGACCUGACUGACCCCACAACAAACCACUUCUACUUGAGUCAUAUUCACUUUUUACAUUUAUAUAGUUUGUGGUUCACUUAUAUUAAUUACACCUGGGUGAAAUGGAUUUGAUGACCUCAAGCUAUUAGAUGUAUAGAAAAAUUAUAAGCGUUUUGACUAUUAAGUCAACACUUGAAGAAGACACUAGGGUGACAGAAAUGUAAAAUUUGCACACUUUGUGGGGUGAAGGGAGGAAAGGUCCUUGCCAUUCCUUCAUAGUUAAAAUCAGAAGUUUAUUAAGCCAGUGCUUUGCCCCAUGGGUUUGUUAAAACACUGUCACCUCACGGGGACUGCUCUUAAACAUUGUUAACUUGACAUUCUGUACAUGUUAAUAGAAAGAUUAAUUAAAUUGUAUUAUCUCAUA
This is a messenger RNA of Centropristis striata (black sea bass), 3523 nucleotides long. RefSeq names its product solute carrier family 12 member 9-like. Lineage: Eukaryota; Metazoa; Chordata; Actinopteri; Perciformes; Serranidae. Gene Ontology annotation, molecular function: potassium:chloride symporter activity. The record is from RefSeq and is a predicted model, not a curated record. Gene Ontology annotation, biological process: cell volume homeostasis; potassium ion import across plasma membrane; potassium ion homeostasis. The coding region runs from base 182 to 3007 and encodes 941 amino acids. Gene Ontology annotation, cellular component: membrane. The transcript is spliced from 14 exons.